AUGGCUCCUAAGAGGAAGUCUGAAUUUUGCACUGGAGUUUGUGGCAAGAAGGUAGAUCAUUGGCUCUCUACAGCAUCAGGUCCACUGUCAUGUGGUGGAGACAUUUGUGAUACACUUGGACAGUUUUCAAAGCCUUGCCCAUCAUGUGUUAGUGGGGAAGAACGCACUUGUGACUUAGAAAUAUUUGCUGCUCUCUACAAAAAUGCAGCGUGGCACACACUGUUGAAGAGUGACAAAGCCCCAGUACAUGUUCUGCGCUGGUAUAACCUGAUGGAAUCUCAGGUUGGUAAUGUCAUCGCAGAGCUUCCAGAUGAAAUCAAGAAAGCCUUUGAUUCUUCCAAAACCACUACAGUUUCAGCAGAGAGCUCAGCAUUGGGUGUAAAGAAGCAAGAAGAUGGUGGAAAGUUUGUUGAGCUCCCUGGAGCCAAGAUGGGGGAGGUGGUUGUUCGUUUCCCCCCAGAAGCUAGUGGGUACCUUCACAUAGGUCAUGCCAAAGCUGCUCUCCUCAAUCAGUACUAUCAGUUGGCAUUUAAGGGAAAACUAAUAAUGAGAUUUGAUGACACCAACCCUGAGAAGGAGAAAUUGGACUAUGAGAAAGUUAUUCUGGAGGAUUUGAAAUUACUGGACAUUAAGCCAGAGACAUUCACUCAUACUUCAGAUCAUUUUUCAAUUAUGAUGGACAUGUGUGAGCAACUCAUCAGGCAAGGUUUGGCAUAUUGUGAUGAUACUGAUGGUGAGACCAUGAAGAAGGAGCGUGAAGAGAGGAAGGAGAGUAAAAAUUAUAACAACACUGUAGAGAAGAAUCUCUCCAUGUGGGAAGAGAUGAAGAAGGGAACAGAUUAUGGUGUAACUUGCUGUGUGAGGGCCAAGAUUGACAUGAAGAGUGACAAUGGAUGUAUGCGUGAUCCUACAAUCUAUCGCUGUAAGAAUGAGACUCAUGUGAGGACAGGCAACAAGUACAAGGUAUAUCCAACGUAUGACUUUGCCUGUCCUAUUGUAGACAGUGUAGAAGGGGUUACUCAUGCUUUGAGAACAACAGAGUAUCAUGAUCGUGAUGAUCAAUAUUACUGGUUCAUAGAGAAGCUGGGGCUAAGGAGCGUGCACAUCUAUGAGUAUUCCCGACUGAACAUGAACAAUACUGUUCUGUCCAAGCGCAAACUUACUUGGUUUGUUGAUGAAGGGCUUGUUGAUGGAUGGGAUGAUCCACGUUUCCCUACUGUCCGGGGUAUAUUGCGGCGUGGUAUGACUGUGGAAGGACUUAAAGAUUUUAUUGUUGCACAAGGUUCAUCUCGUUCUGUAGUGAACAUGGAGUGGGACAAAAUUUGGGCUUUCAAUAAGAAGGUGAUUGAUCGCUAUGCCCCUCGUUACACAGCACUUCAAGGUGAGUUGGUGCCUGUUCAUGUUGUUGGUGUUAAUGAGGAAGCCACCAGUGCCCAGAAGCACCCAAAAGAUUUAUCUAUUGGUAUGAAAACUGUGUGGAUUGGGCCCAAGGUCUUGAUUGAGGCUGCAGAUGCUGCUGAAUUGAAGGAAGGACAGAAUGCUACUUUCAUCAAUUGGGGAAAUAUCAUGAUAAAGAAAAUAAACAAGAGCAAUGGAAAAAUAGUGUCUGUUGAUGCUGAGCCCAACCUUGAGGAUAAAGAUUACAAAAAAACACUGAAGCUCACUUGGCUUGCAGACACUGAGAAAGCUCCCACCACACCAGUUGUGUGUGUGUACUUUGACCAUCUUAUUAGUAAGAGUGUACUUGGAAAAGAGGAAAAUUUCAAAGACUUUAUUGGACACAAUACUCGUGCUGAAGUAAAAAUGGUAGGUGAUACUGAGUUGCAAAAUCUGGUUUCUGGAGAUAUUAUACAGCUGCAGAGGAAGGGUUUUUUCAGGGUGGAUGAGGUGUACAAGCCAGUAAGUCUGAGCAGCUGUCGAGAAAGUCCAGUUGUACUCUUCUCCAUCCCAGAUGGUCAUUCCAAGGAUAUGCAAACUGCAUCUUCCAUCAGGAAAUUGGCAGGCAUGAGUGAGAAAGAGAAAGCCAAGAGUGCUCAAGGCAAAAAGGCAGAAAAAAGUCCUCAGGAGGAAAUAAAAUCUAGUGUUGGAGCAUCUGGUACAUCAGUGGGGAAGAAUUUAUUAGUUUCUAUUAAAGACCAGGGUGAUAAAAUUAGACAGUUGAAGAACAGCAAGGCAGACAAGAAUGUUGUAAUGGCUGAAGUGGAAAUUUUAAAGCAAAUGAAAAAGGACUUUCAAGAUGCAACUGGAAUUGAAUGGAAGCCAGAUUUAGCCAUUCCUUCUAAUGCACCUGUUCUGGCAACUACUCCAACAGUGACUGUUGCAGGAAAGAAUGCUGUUGAGAUACAUUCUCAGAUUAAAGCUCAAGGUGACAUAGUUCGGAACUUGAAAGCCAGCAAGGCUGACAAAGACAUCAUCAAACAAGCAGUUGAUGCUCUUUUGGAGCUGAAGAAAGAGUUCAAGAAAGUUACAAAUGUUGAGUGGAAACCUGACAUUGACUUACAAGUAUCAACAUCUGAUGCUGCUGCCCCAGCAUGUCCUGCUACUUCUGUUGUGACUGGAAAUUUACCUCUUGAUCUUCAUAAUAAAAUUAAGGAACAAGGUGACAAAGUAAGGAAUUUGAAGGCCAAUAAAGCAGAUAAGGAUGCUGUGAAGCUGGAAGUUGAUAAACUUUUAUCACUGAAGAAAGAGUUUAAAGAAAAUACUAGUACUGAAUGGAAACCUGAUAUUGACAUUACACAGUUCAGUGACUCAAAAUGUGAUGGAGUUAUAGCUAGUAAUGAUAGUUCAGGCACACAUGCUAAAGCCAUUGAGCUGCAUAUGCAGAUACAGAAACAAGGGGAUAUUGUGAAAUCAUUAAAGGCAAACAAAGCUGACAAAGAUAGUAUUAAACAAGCAGUUGAUAUGCUCUUGUCCUUUAAAAAACUGUUCCAUGAAUGCACAAAUAUUGAAUGGAAGCCUGGUAUGGAUCUUUCAAUACUUUCUGAUGUUUCAAGUGGCAUUGUGACUACACCUGCUAGCACUGAAGGAAGUGUUGGAACCAAACCUAAAACUAUGGAGAGUAAGAAGCCAAAUGAUAAAUCUAUGAAAGAGACUAAAAAGCCAAUGGAAAGAUCUGUAGAGAGUGAGGUACAAGCAGCUGCAAAACAAGAUGGAAACUUGAAGAAGCAGACAAGGUUGGGUCUAGAGGUGAAGAAGGAAGAGAAUCUUGCUGAAUGGUACUCACAGGUGAUAACCAAGUCUGAGAUGAUUGAAUACUACAAUGUAUCAGGCUGCUAUAUCCUCAGACCUUGGUCUUAUGCAAUAUGGGAUUAUAUUAAGGAAUUCUUGGAUAAAAAAAUUAAGUCCUUAGGUGUUGAAAAUUCAUAUUUCCCCAUAUUUGUUGCUCGGGAAGCUCUGGAGAAAGAAAAGACGCACAUUGCAGACUUCUCUCCAGAAGUUGCCUGGGUAACAAGAUCAGGAUCAAGUGAGAUGGCAGAGCCUGUUGCUAUUCGUCCUACAUCAGAAACUGUGAUGUACCCUGCUGUUGCAAAGUGGGUACAAUCGCACCGAGACUUGCCAUUGAAACUUAACCAGUGGAACAAUGUUGUGCGUUGGGAGUUCAAACAGCCUACACCAUUCUUGAGAACACGUGAAUUUUUGUGGCAAGAAGGACACACUGCUUUUGCCACUAAGGAAGAAGCUGAGGAAGAAGUAUAUCAGAUACUUGAAUUUUAUGGCCAAGUGUAUGAAGAACUCUUGGCUGUUCCAGUUGUUAAAGGCAAGAAAACUGAGAAAGAGAAGUUUGCAGGUGCUGAUUUUACAACUACUACAGAGGCUUUUGUAUCUGCAAGUGGUCGUGGCAUUCAGGGAGCAACAUCUCAUCAUUUGGGACAGAACUUUUCAAAAAUGUUUGAAAUUGUUUUUGAAGAUCCAGAAACUCAACAAAAACAAUACUGCUUCCAGAACAGCUGGGGACUAACAACAAGAACCAUUGGAGUAAUGAUAAUGGUUCAUGGUGAUGACAAAGGACUUGUAUUGCCUCCACGGGUUGCCUCUGUGCAGGCAAUUAUUAUGCCAGUUGGAAUUACUGCCAAAUCAUCAGAGCAAGACAAAUUAAACCUCAUAGUGGCUUGUAAUAAAUUAGCUACCGACUUAACUGCUGCUGGAGUGCGAGCUCGUUGUGAUCUACGUGACAAUGUUACACCUGCUUGGAAGUUCAAUCACUGGGAGUUGAAAGGUGUCCCCUUAAGAUUAGAGCUCGGACCCCGUGAAGUUGCUUCAAAUCAGGUAUUUGCUGUGCGUCGAGACACUGCAGAAAAACAAGCCUUAAACCGAUCUGCUGUUGGGGUGGAGACUAAAGCUCUACUGGACAACAUUCAUGCCAACCUAUUAUCAAAAGCACGUACAGACCUCGAGUCACACAAAAUAAAAGUAAACACCUGGAAUGAUUUCACCAGCAACCUAGACAAGGGCAACAUCCUCUUAGCUCCAUUCUGUGGUAAAGAAGAAUGUGAAGAUGCCAUCAAGAAGGACUCUGCCCGUGAAGAAACUGAGCCAGGAGCACCAUCUAUGGGGGCAAAAGGCUUGUGUAUUCCUUUUGAACAGCCUGGGGAGGUGAAUGGUCUCUCAUGUAUUCAUCCAUCCUGCAAGACCACACCUUUGUUCUACACACUUUUUGGUCGCUCGUACUAAACUACAGGAUAACAACUUUUGUUUACCGUAACCCUUAAACUGUCCAAACAGAUCUACGUUCACAUGCGUAGUGCUCCAAAAGUAGAUCUACAUUUUUUUACAUAUUUUCAAAUGUAACAAAAAAAAAAAAACAUAAAUCAAAGUUUUUUACACGUUUUCAAAUGUAAAAAAAAAAAAAGUACUUUUUUUACAUACUUUCAAAUGUUGAAAAAACGUAGAUCUACAUUUGGACAGUUUAAGGGUUAAACUGUCCAAACGUAGAUCUACGUUCGCACGCGUAGCACUCCGAACGUAGAUCUACUUCCAAUUUUACAUUGUUUUUUAUGUAAAAAAACGUAGAUCUAUGUUCGGCGCACUACGCAUGCAAACGUAGAUCUAUGUUUAGACAGUAUAAGGGUUAAACACUUCACACUUACUGUACUGAUCAUAUUUAGCAUGAAACCUACAAGAUGAUUUGUAAUGCAAAAGAAGUUUUUAUUGUUUGACACAAAUUGUUAUUUUCAACUCAAGAUUUAUCUAAAAAUAUCAAAAUAAUAUUUGUUAUAUUAUACUGUAAUAAAGCAAAUAGGAGCUAAAUAA
Messenger RNA from Cherax quadricarinatus, 5250 nucleotides. It is a transcript of the gene GluProRS, whose product is annotated as Glutamyl-prolyl-tRNA synthetase. The record is from RefSeq and is a predicted model, not a curated record. Gene Ontology annotation, molecular function: glutamate-tRNA ligase activity; proline-tRNA ligase activity; ATP binding. Lineage: Eukaryota; Metazoa; Arthropoda; Malacostraca; Decapoda; Parastacidae. Gene Ontology annotation, biological process: glutamyl-tRNA aminoacylation; prolyl-tRNA aminoacylation; translation. Gene Ontology annotation, cellular component: aminoacyl-tRNA synthetase multienzyme complex; cytoplasm.